AUGGUUGUGCCUGAUUAUACAGGAUAUAGUAGCAGCCAACCACCUGACAGUUCAGCAGGACCAGCCGAUGAUCCAAAUUUUGAUCUGGCACGUGGAGCGCAAGUUGACAUCGGUGACAGAGGCAAUGUUUACCGCACAGGUGACAGAAUAGAGGCUGAUGCGAUUGGCAGCAUUCAGACAGAUUUUGUACCAGCUUCAGCUCAAACACAAUCUAACUCACACUUCAGAUUACCCCAGAAUGCUAGAUUUAGAUUAGGCGAAGGGGCAGUGUUCAACAUGGGUAACAGAAACAACACAGAGCACAGAGGAAGUGAGAUAAAGGCAAAGACAAUUGGAACCUACAGUAGUAAACUGCGUUAA
Lottia gigantea (owl limpet) is the source of this 360-nucleotide messenger RNA. RefSeq lists its product as hypothetical. The transcript is spliced from 5 exons. The record is from RefSeq and is a predicted model, not a curated record. Lineage: Eukaryota; Metazoa; Mollusca; Gastropoda; Lottiidae. Bases 1 to 360 code for a protein of 119 amino acids.